GUGUUGUCUGUAUUGUUGGUUGUGUUUAGUGUUGUUGUUGUUGUUAUUGUUAAGUUGUUUUUUGUUGUUGUCACUGCUGUUGUCGUUACCGUUGUACACUUUUAGACCAAGAGAAGCACAAAUUCCAAUAAUGAUGGAUGCCAAAGAAGCAGCAAUAUCUGUAAAAGAUUACUAUGCAGCACUUAAAAAUGCCUUAAAACCUUAUAAAUUCGAUCGACAACCACCAACGCCACAACUUUUGAUAAAAGCCCAAACAACAGCCAAUGAUCUUCGCUCUGUUUUACCUCGUGACCGGAAGGGCAGAGCACUACCUUAUCCAAGAUAUCGACCAAAAGAAGAAAUCUACAGGAAAAAUGAUUUCGGAAAGACGGAUUCCCACGCCAAAAAUGCACCAAAGAACUUGUUGACGACUGAACUAGAAGAACUUGUCCAAUAUUUAAUUUCGCCAUUUGCUAAUGAUGAAGUUGCCAAAGUCCGAGUUAUUUUCCGUUGGAUUACCGAACAAGAUUUGGAGUCGUAUCAGAUUCAAGGCAAUACACCGAUUAAUAGUCCGGCCCGUUACUUAAAUGAGCUAAAAGAAAGUAAAGGCCGCUACGAUAUAUUCUUCAACGACAUGUGUCGGCUUGCCGAUAUAUCCUCAGUUUCAAUACAAGGCCAUUCGAAAGGAGUUGGGUUUAAUGUUGGUGACCCUCUUACCCCAAGCACGAGAAACAUCUGGAACGCAGUUCUUAUAAAAGACACAUGGUACCUGAUUGAUGUUCACUGGGCAUCGCGCAAGAUAUCUGGAGUGGAAUCUGAAGAAUGGCAAUUGGUUGAAUGCCAACAAGCAAACAGCAGCGAUAUAGACGACUCCAUCGUCCAGAAUAUUUAUGAGUUUGACGAGUUUUAUUUCUUGACUGAUCCAGAAAAAUUUAUAUAUAGUCACUUUCCCGACGAAGAAAUUUGGCAGCUACUAGCACGACCUUUAACGAAAAAUGAAUUUCAGAAAGCUCUUUAUCUAAAGCCUCAUUUCUUUGAGUUUGGUCUCACAGUCAAAAGCCACGUUUGGUGCAGUCUUCAAUCUGUAGAUGGUCUUGUCAACAUUGAACUUGGUGUUACACGUACUGACUUGUCAUUCUCUUUUGAACUCUACAGAUCAAACAAAAUUGGCAACCCCGACGACAAAAAAGAACUUGCAAAAUACAUGUUACUUGAAAGGGACAUUGAAAAUAAAAAAUUAUGUAUCGAAGUAAGAUUUCCUAUUAUUGGAAAGUUCAAAGCUGAAAUCUUUGGACGAGAUUCUAGGAGCAAACUGGAAUGGCUGUGUUCAUACGUUCUCUAUUGCAACUCUCCUCUGUCGGAUUGUUCUCCACUACCACCGAACCCCAAAGCUGAGUGGGGUCCUGGAAUGCAUUUGUUUAAUUAUGGCAUUACACCCAUAACUCAUUUGAGAGGUAAAAUUGAUGUCUACGAUGGAGAAGUGGAGCUAAAGUUUGCUUUGGAGAAAAACGUGGAUCUUUUACAUAGACUAGUAGCUGAAGACGAAGAGGAGAUUCCUGAUCAUAUUCUCUGUGAAAUAGUAAAUGGAGUUGCUACGGUGCUUGUAAGACUCCCUAAAAAAGGUCAGUAUGCACUGCAAAUGUAUGCCAAGAACGACCCAAAUGACAACGAAUUCUCCAAUAUUUGCAAUUACAUGUUGAGAUGCAACGAGGGCCUGGGUGUUGUAUACCCUUACCCAUCGGUGACAAACGACAAAGUUGGAUCAAUGGGAAAGUUCCAUUCGUUAGGUCUCCACUUUGUCGAAGAUGCCCCUGGAUAUCAAAGAAUCUCCACUACUGGCCAGUGUUCUUUUCAAAUUAAAAUCCCAGCCAAUAUUGAUUACUUCAGUAAGCUUAUUCACCAAUCAGAGAACACUUUGAAUGACGUUUCUGAUUAUACAUACUGUUAUCGAGAUGGAGAUAUCGUAAGCUUUGCCAUAAGAUGUUCGUUGCCUGGAUUUUACCGCUUUGAUCUAUUCGCCAAACUUAACACAGAGGACGGUGGCUACCCAAAAGUAUUCUGUUCAGUUCUUGAAACUUUUUGGCCAAUGGCUGAAUGUUUACCAUACCCACAGAAAUACUCAGCUUGUAAGGAUACAUACAAUAUCCUUUCACCAUCUGUGAAUCAACUAGCAGAAGGUCAGAAUAUAAAAAUGGCCAUCGUCGUUCCAAAUGCUGAAUCUGUUGCUACAAUCGAAGACCAAAGCUGGACAUACUUAGAGAAAGGUGAAAAAGACAAAUGGACUGGAACCAUUGUUCCAAAAGCUUCUGGGAAUAUCAUUUCCAUAGCUGCCCGACAGUCCAGUGCUGUACGCUCCUUUGAGGCAUUAGUCUCCUUUGAGGUUGUUCCAGCUCAUGUUUUGAGAGAGGAGUUCCGCAAGCAAAGAGCGUCUCGUGAGAAUGCUGAACAGGAGUAUUUAGAGCAUAUCUCUCGCAAAAAACACCUGCAAAGCAUGCGCAAAGAUCGGUCAAUGAUUCAUAUGAUUCAACGAAUGGCAAAGAUGAAAUUACAGAAUUUAAAUGAGGAUCACUUGAAGCUGAUGGAUCAGCAGUUGGAUAAUGAUGCUAUUCUGCAACUGGACCAAUGCUUGCCUGAAGUCCCACAACAUUUAACGCAAAAUGGUACUGAAAACACUGUUGAGAGAGAUGUAGCAUAUGGUGAUGUGUUAGAGAAUCACAAUUAUGAAAGAAAUGGAAAUGAUGCCCUUGUUGAUUUUCUCAGUGAAGUCAAUGACAGGCAGUUAAAUAAAGCAAUACUUGACAAUGGACCUGUCAAUGGAAAUGAAAAUGACGAUUAUAAUCUAGGCAUGUCACCGUUAAAAAUGAGACCAUCCAUCAAAAAGCGAACACUUCCCAAAAUUGACAUAAAUUUAAAUGAGCUUGAUGGUGUUAAUGAUAGUGAUGAUGACAGUGAUGAAGACUAUGAGAACAAUGCCGGCAAUCACUCGGAGUAUAAUCUUGAUUUUGAUAAACAUGGUGUCAGACUGACGCCUAUUUCAGAAAAAGAAGAAGAAAUUGAUGAUUUCUUUAAAAGCACUCUAACUCAGAACCAGAAUGGUCCUGAGUCUGAUGAAUCUGAAGAAAGUGUUGACAAUGUGAGAGAGGCAGUAGAAGAGAUAAUAGGAGCAGAGACUGUUGAACGGGUAAACGCCUAUCCAUCUUUGGAUGACAGCGAAGACAGUUUAGUCGAAAGACUAUCAGAACUACGAGGGAAAGAAGUAAACCCAAAAGUUCCCUUGAGAGUGAAAAGAAACCUGGAAGAAAAAGUAAAAGAGGAGGAGAUUAUUGUAAGAGAAGAGCCAAAGAAACAAGAGGAUCUUACAGAGAAACUGCUCCAACAAGUAGCUUCUAUUGAAAGAACAAUUGAAGAAGAUGAGAUGGCAAUUCAAAAUUUCCACCUUGGAGCAGCAUCAGCCCCAAAAGACGAUCAAUCCUUUCUCCGGCAUCGAACAACAGCAACAUUGUCAAAUUAUUCCACACCAAAUUUACCAGACAAAGAGAAGUCUCACACAGCACCAGUAUCAGUGCAAACUCAAACAGACAAUGAAGAAGUCUCACUCACAGUGGUUUUGGAGAACUUCAUUUAUGUUUUUGCGAUUUUUAGUCUCUUAUGGAAACUUGCAGGACUAUUAAGUUUUGAACAUACAAGCAGCUAGAAGUCAAGACUUAUACACGUUUUCUAAGUAUGCACAUGAAGACCUUUAGAAAGUCGGAAUUCAGGAUCUAAUUUGAAUGGUCUGUUGAUAGAUAUCUGCAGAAGAUAAGGAAAUAGUAACAAACUACUUGGCUGACCAAAAGAUUGAGAUUCAAAUGAUUUACUAAGUAUAAUUAAUAAUAUAUUGAUAUCGUUCAUUUUUUUUUUUAAUCCUUGCUCCCUUCCAAUUCCUGUCUAUUAUAUUUCAUUGUUGGUUUAGUAAUUAUGUUAAAAUUUCACUUAUAAAAUCUGACACUUAAUGGUUUCCACACUUCCAGUUAUUUUUAUAUCACUUCACUUUCAUCACCAAGCCCUUCAAUGUAUAAAUAUCAUACAUUGUCAUUUCCCUUUUGUCUCUGAAGCUGAAAUUGUGUCUAGGGAAGAAACUCAUAACUUAGUUUUGUAGUAAGUUAAGCUACAAGUAUAUGGGAAAAAAAAAAUGGAAGUUAUUGCGACAAUCACUUGUGAUACUGUUGUUUCAUCUUUUUUCAUUAUUACUUUGCUUAUAAAACAAUUUCGAAGUAGAAAAGUGUUGAUUCCCUUAUCUAAAAUAUGCUUUUUCAGAUACUGAAAGAGUUCACAUUCAUCAGACACAAUGAAAUCUUGUAUUUACAUUUGAUUCCUUGGUUAAAAGAGUAAAACCUACUUUUUGAGAAUCAUAAAUGAUGUGUAUCUUCUAAUUACAAUUUUCUUUCUUUUUUUUUGGUUACUUUUACAGGUAAAAUUCUAAUCAUCUAAUUGUUAUUCACAAAUCAGUACAGCAAUGUAAUAUUUCUGCUUUUGUUUGUUUUUUUGUAACCUUUUUCAUGAGCUGUAAUAAUAAUGUGCUUGUAUUCCUUUAUUAACAUAAAAUUUAUUCAUUUUAUAAUUUCAACCAAGUGCCAAGAAAUCAAAAUAAUUUUAUAAUUUAGAAAUUUAUUUAUAACUAGAUUUUAUAGCAAAUAUUUUUCCUUUACAGAACCCAUGUUAGCAUGGAAAGCGGACGUUAAACUUUAAAAAGUAUAUGUCAUAUAUCUUAAUUUAUGUCAGUUCAAGUUAAUUUUCUUCCAGAAUUUUGAUUUUGACAGUAUUUUAAACCUCUUGUCAAAAGGUGGUGUAAAUCUGAUAAUGUUUGGACAGAUCAUAACAUGCCAACUGUAAAAACCCUGUAUAGGAUACAUGAUGUCACUAAAAAAAGGAUUAAAGAAAUACAUUUGUGACACUGUUAUUAAAAAUAAUCCCAGUUUGGGGCUGGGGUACAAAUGUUUGUUUAUCUUUCCUCAAAUUAAUCAUUACAUUAAAAAUUAUCACCUAAAUUGUAUAACCGUGUAAUAAUUUUUUGCAGUAAAUAACAAUUCCACACUC
Molecule: messenger RNA, 5055 nt
Organism: Octopus bimaculoides (California two-spot octopus)
Lineage: Eukaryota; Metazoa; Mollusca; Cephalopoda; Octopoda; Octopodidae
Source: RefSeq, a predicted model, not a curated record